Chlamydomonas reinhardtii is the source of this 5172-nucleotide messenger RNA. RefSeq lists its product as uncharacterized. NCBI's taxonomy places the organism in Eukaryota, Viridiplantae, Chlorophyta, Chlorophyceae, Chlamydomonadales, Chlamydomonadaceae. The transcript has 17 exons. The record is from RefSeq and is a predicted model, not a curated record. The coding region runs from base 153 to 3443 and encodes 1096 amino acids.
AAAAAACAUGGUGCAAAAACGAUUGACAGCUAGUAGGUUUGGCGAGAAUGCCGGAAGUUACGAGAGCGUCAAGCCACGCGUGGAGCGGCCCGCAACCUGCCCCGCCCUAAGAAGCCCGCCGAGCCCAGCCGGAGGGGUGCGGCAUCCCUGGAAUGGUGGCUUGUACAUUUGCUUGGAUGGCUGUGGCCUGGGACAUGCGGGGGCGACUGCUGAGCUCAAAUGGCGAGCCGUGUCCCCAGCCUGACUCAUGGUGUACGGGCGAGGGCGAGCACAUUGAGAAGCUGGACUGCGGCGACGGCGAUGGCAUCGAUGACUGGGUGUGCAUCAACAAUGCGACGGGGCAGCGAGCCGUGCUGCUCUCCUCCUCCGAUUGCACCCUCGACUACUGGCCACAAGCGGACAAGUCCCUGUGCCCCAACCGUUUCUCGGGCGAGCCGUGCCCUCAGCCCGACAACUGGUGCGACGGCUCCGGCGAGGUGCUGGCCAGGUCCGACUGCGGCGACGGCGAUGGCGUGGACGACUGGACCUGCAUCCAGCCCGACACCUCGCGCAGGGCGGUGCUGCUCUCCUCCUCCAAUUGCACCCUCGACUAUUGGAGCGAUGCGGCCAAGUCGCUGUGCCCUCCCCGCUUCAACGGCCUGAUGUGCCCCCUGCCCUGGGACGACUGGUGUGUGGGUGAGGGCCUGGUGAGGGAGAAGCUGGACUGUGGCGACGGCGACACCAUUCUGGAUUGGACCUGCAUCAAGACCAACACCUCCUGGCGGAGUGUGCUGCUCUCUUCAUCGGAUUGCACCGACAACCACUGGCCUGACGCAGAGAAAUCGUUGUGCCCUGCCGGCUUUGCUGGUCUGAUGUGUCCGCUGCCAGGAGAGGACUGGUGUACGGAACCCGGCGACGUCCGGGAGAGGGUUGACUGUGGAGAUGAUGAUGGGAUUGAUGACUGGAUCUGCACCCAUCCCGCCACGGGGCAGCGCGGUGUGCUGCUCUCCUCCUCAGAUUGCAGCGACACCCACUGGCCCGAUGCAAACAAGACGCUGUGCCCCUCGCGGUUUUCAGAUGCCGUGUGCGCCUUGCCUGACGGCUGGUGCGAGGAGAGCGAGGGCGAGGUGCUGCACCGCGGCGACUGCGGCGACGGCGACGGCGUGAGCGACUGGGCGUGCAUCCAAGCCAACACCUCCCGCCGGGCCGUGCUGCUCUCCUCAAGUUGUGACACCGUUUCGGACGGCUGGCCCACUGCGGAGCGAUCCACGUGCCCGUUACUCUUCAAUGGCAUCAUGUGUCCCCUGCCGUACGACUGGUGUGACGAGGAUGACGGGCGCGUGCUGGCAGCGGCGGACUGCGGCGACGGCGACACCAUAGACGACUGGGUGUGCGUGCAGCCCGCCACGGGGCAGCGCAAGGUGCUUCUGUCCACCUCCAACUGCUCUGACGACUACUGGCCCCAGGCGGACAAGGCGCUGUGCCCAACGAAGUUCAAUCACUCGAUGUGCCCGAUGCCGUACGACUGGUGGUGUGAAGGAGACGGCUACACUCUGGAGAAGACGGACUGCGGCGAUGGAGAUGGCGUGGAUGACUGGGUGUGCACGUACCCCGCGACGGGGCAGCGCAAGGUGCUGAUUUCUUCCUCGGAUUGCAGCACCGACUACUGGCCCCAGGCAGACAAGUCCUUAUGUCCGCUGCGACUCAAUCAGGCCGUGUGCCCGAUGCCGUACGACUGGUGGUGCAAGCAGCCGGGCGACGUCCUGGAGCAGACGGAUUGCGGCGACGGCGACGGCGUGGACGACUGGGUGUGCAUCAACCCGGACACCUGGAUGCGCAAGGUGCUACUGUCCUCCUCCAACUGCAGCGAUGACUACGGGCCGGCGGCGCCGCGCUCGCUGUGCCCGCCCCGCUUCGCAAAGGCCAUGUGCUACUGGUCCUGGGGCGACUCAUGCUCCGGGGACGGCUUCACGCGGCAGCGCGUGGACUGCGGCGACGGCGACGGCAUCGACGACUGGAUCUGCAUCCAGCACAACACCUCAUAUCGUGGCGUGCUGCUCUCCUCUUCCGAUUGCACCGAGAGCCAUUGGUCCAAUGCGGACAAGGCCCUGUGCCCACCCUACUUUGACGACCUGCCGUGCGCGCUGCCCUGGGACGGCUGGUGUGUGGGCGAGAACCUUCUGAGGGAGCAGGCGGACUGCGGCGACGGCGACACCGUUCUGGACUGGACCUGCAUCGAGACCAACACCUCGCGCCGAGGCGUGCUGCUGUCAUCCAACUGCACACAGGAUCACUGGGGAGACCCGGACAAGUCGCUGUGCCCCGCCCGCUUUGCAAACCUGAUGUGCCCACUGCGCUACUACUGGUGUGACCAGCCCGGCGACCAGCUGCAGAGUGUCAGCUGCGGCGACGGCGACACCAUAGAUGACUGGGUGUGCAUGAACAACGCAACCGGGCAGCGCAAGGUGCUGCUGUCCUCCUCCGACUGCAGCGAUGACCACUCGCCGCAAGCGGAAACCGCUCUGUGCCCUGCGAGAUUCACCGGCGCUGUUUGCCCCCAGCCGGACUACUGGUGCUAUGAAGAAGGCGAUCAUUUAGAGCGUGUGGACUGCGGCGACGGCGACGGCGUGGACGACUGGGUGUGCAUGACCAACGCAACCGGGCAGCGCAAGGUGCUUCUAUCUUCCUCGGAUUGCACCGAUGACCACGCGCCGCAAGCGGAUAAGGCGCUGUGCCCCAACCGCUUUGCAAGCGAGCCGUGCCCCCAGCCCGACUACUGGUGCUAUGACGAAGGCGAGCACAUAGAGAAGCUGGACUGCGGCGAUGGGGACGGCAUCGAUGACUGGGUGUGCAUCAACAAUGCGACGGGGCAGCGAGCUGUGCUGCUCUCCUCCUCCAACUGCACCCUCGACUACUGGCCACAAGCGGACAAGGCGCUGUGCCCCAACCGCUUCAACAGCGCCCCGUGCCCCCAGCCCUACUACUGGUGCACGAACAGCGCAUACACGCUGGAGAGGGUAGACUGCGGCGACGGCGACGGGGUCGAUGACUGGGUCUGCAUCAACAACGCCACAAACCAGCGCUCCGUGCUCCUGUCAUCCUCCAACUGCACCCUAGACUACGGGGAUAAUGCGGCCAUAUCCAUAUGCCCCACGCGCUUCGCAAACCUGAUGUGCCCCCUGCCCUGGGAUGGCUGGUGUGAGGGCGAGGGCCUGGUGAGGGAGGAGCUGGACUGCGGCGACGGCGACGGCGUGGACGACUGGGUGUGCACCCGCCCCAGCCUGGCACAGCGCGGUGUGCUGCUGUCCUCCUCCGACUGCACGGAAGACCACUGGCCGGACGCAGCGGAGGCGCUCUGCCCGGUAAAGUUCUCGAGCCCUGCAGGUGGCGGUGGCGGCAGGCGCCUGCUGGGUCGCCGGCGCGAGCUGCUGCCCAUGCAGCCACCGGGUGAGAUAGCUAGGUAGCUUGUGUUGUAUAGCGGGCUUCAGGGUUUCAGGCACGCCACGACCCCGCCAGCCCGGGCGCUACACAACAGCUUGGAUGCAGUGCAUGCGCGACUCGUCAGGAGCGGCUACAAGCUAGCAAGGGAUGUGCCGCUGGACGCCGCGGUGGUGGUGGGGCGGGCAGUCGCUAGGUUUGCAUGGCAGACGCCGUAUGUGCAGGAUACUGAGUGGUUGGAGUGCACGUUGCACACAACGGCGUAACUUGACGAAUUCAUCUCAACACGUACGAUGACUACGGCAAGUAGGACGGCGGGGCAGGGUGGAAAGGGCGGCUGACUGUUUUUAUACAUUUAUUACUUGGACUUCGAGCCAGCAAUUGCGGAAAGGGUACAAUGCAAGUUUACUUGGCAGACAGUGAUGGAGGUGUCAUGUGGCAUAUUCUCGGCGCAAGGGAUACCGUUUUGGUGCCUGCCCCUUGCCAUGUUCCAUCACGAGCAACUCCUACCCAUGCACAAGAGGGCGAGAGAGGGAUUGCGUUGAGGCACAUCAUACGUGCCGCGUUUUGCAUGGUGUUUUGCCCAGAUCGUCCCCGCCGUAGCGCAAAUUCACGCAUUUGCGUUGCGGCACCUUCCGCGAAAGCUCUCUUCGCAAGCAUCGUCGCAACAAUCAGAGCACGUGCCUGGGUUCAGCCGGCAUCUAACGCAUCUGAUAGGUUGGUGGCAGUCACAGAGAAACUCUCGUCAUCUACGACCACCGCAUGCACUAUUUUACAGUACCCGUGACAGUACCUGACACAGCCCAGCCGGCUGCUGCUCUACACGAGGCGGCAACAGUACUCCUCUGCAUCCCGGCCACAUCACAAUUAUCAACUCGAACACAAAAUGAUCAACAAAUGAAACAUCCCCAUCCAGGCCUGUGCACGGGUGGCCGCUCUUGCAGCGCUCCAAGCCAGCCAGUCCGUGUGAUAAGCCUCCACCUUGGGAUUGGCCCCAGUUUCGCUCGUUUGUUCCUGCUUACGUGUUCUGCACUGCAGUGGCAUUACCAUGCACCGGGCCGCCACCGCCUGUGCGCUGCCACUUCCGUGCACACGCGCCCGCCCAUGCCAGACCCUGUAUGUGCCACCUCUACCCGAACCUUCACCGUGGAACACAGUUAGCGCUCGCCCGGCCGCGCGCCCGCGUUCCUGCACAAGCGCGGGCCGGUGCACCCCCAAUGCGAGACACGAAAGCGUGUGCCUAUGCCCCAGCCGCGCCUCGACACACCCCGGGUUAUUUCCGCUUUUUGGCCUUGCACUCGGCGUCUUCUGUGACAGGGUCACGAUAAUUCUCGUAAUCCAAGUAUAACACGAUGUUCAGCAGACCUUGCGCGUGCUCCUUGCGCAGCUCCGCUGCCUGGAUGUCCAUUUUGGCUGCCUGAAUGUCGAUUUUGGCUUUUGCAGUGACCUGGGAAAACUGCAAACCUGAAAAAAUGCUUUGGGCCAGACAGCCGGCAGUGAAAGAGGACGCUGCGAUGGCCCCAACUGCAAGAACGCCUUGGUUGUUUUCGAUGAAGCCCGUGAUGCCGCCAGGUUUCACAGGCUGCGAGACGCUUCUAGGCUCUGGCUGAGACACACUCGUGGGCUUCGCGGGCUCAGGAAGGCUUGUCGACUUCGCGGAGACGCUUCGGGAAUUCGUGGGCUGACGCGACCACCAUCCAAGCCGUGGAACAGGCAACAUACAGCUACUUUGGACUGUAAUUUAUCGUGCAGUAC